Tauraco erythrolophus (red-crested turaco) is the source of this 525-nucleotide messenger RNA. The record is from RefSeq and is a predicted model, not a curated record. Lineage: Eukaryota; Metazoa; Chordata; Aves; Musophagiformes; Musophagidae.
AUAAAAAUAUGGACUCAUGAGGAGGUUGAUGUGUUGUCACUCAAAGUAGAAAUGCAAGUGAAGAUACCAUCACAUCUAGCUUUCUCCCUGUUGUCUGACUUCACAUUCCGCCAACAAUGGGACAAACAUUUUUUAACUUGUGAGGUCCUACAGGCUGUGAAUGAAGAUGAGAAAAUUUAUUAUGUUACGUCUCCACCCACGACUGGCCAUAAACCCAGAGACUUUGUGAUUCUUGUGUCUCAAAGGCAACCCUGUAAGCCAAGUGAACCCUACACAGUAGCUGUAAAGUCAGUUACCCUCACGUCUAUGCCACCUUCCCCAGAAUACUGUAGAAGUGAAAUCCUUUGUGCUGGAUUCCAGAUCUACAGUGACAGCAACAGCUCCUGCACAGUGUGUUACUUCAAUCAAGUGACAUCAGGUGUUAUGCCAUACUUAGCUGCAAAUCUUACUGGCUCAUCAAAAUCCAUUGAAGACACUGCUUUGGAAUGUAUAAAGUUCUUGGAGCUGAAAGGCAGCAAGUACUAA